Messenger RNA from Branchiostoma belcheri (Belcher's lancelet), 1983 nucleotides. Its product is annotated as heparan sulfate 2-O-sulfotransferase 1-like. The coding region runs from base 267 to 1367 and encodes 366 amino acids. The transcript is spliced from 9 exons. Gene Ontology annotation, cellular component: membrane. The record is from RefSeq and is a predicted model, not a curated record. Gene Ontology annotation, molecular function: heparan sulfate 2-sulfotransferase activity. Lineage: Eukaryota; Metazoa; Chordata; Leptocardii; Amphioxiformes; Branchiostomatidae.
AGACGAGCCGCACCGUGACCCAAAACAGUGGGAUUCCACUUCCGGUUUUCGAGAUGACCUGAGAAAAGACGGCAGUACAGCCGCCGUGCAGCACACAGCAACACUCUAGUCUAGCUACUGACUCUUUCCUCCAACUUCUCGGCGCUCUAGCUGCGAACAAAGACGGGAACAUUGCCGUCCAGGCGGGCCCCAGUCCCGCUAGUUCCCUUGCCAGUGCCGACGUCCCCGCUAGGAAAGAGGCUUCGGCCGGGGAGCUAGGAGCUUCUAUGGGGUUCUCACGUACCAUGCAGACCAGGUAUCAGCUGCUGAUGGCGCUACUGUUUGUAGCUGCCAUCAUAUACUUGGAGAAUCAGAUCCAGCGACUGGAGGCGGCCAGGGACAAAAUGGAACAUGUACUGGCCACCAUGCAGCUGCACUCCCUCCAGGUCCCCCAGUUCAGGAGAAGUGACGAAGACCUCGCCAAGUCAAACGACCAGAUCGUCAUCUACAACAGAGUGCCAAAGACGGCGAGCACAUCGUUUGUCGGACUCGCGUACGACUUGUGUCAGCGCAACGGCUACAACGUGAUUCACCUGAACACAACGAGAAACUCACCCAUCAUGUCAAUACAGGACCAGGAGCGGUUCGUCACAAAUGUUACCAGCUGGAAUGCGAAGAAGCCGGCCUUCUACCACGGACAUCUGUCGUACUUGGAGUUUGGACGGUUUGGUCUGCCUCAGAAGCCAGUCUACAUCAACAUAGUAAGAAAACCGCUGGACAGACUGGUGUCGUAUUACUACUUUGUCAGGUGGGGCGACGACUUCAGGCCUCACCUCAGACGGAACAAGCAUGGCGACAGCAAGACGUUUGAUGACUGUGUGGAGCAAGGAGAGCCAGACUGUGCACCGGAGAAACUCUGGAUGCAGGUUCCCUUCUUCUGUGGACACGCCGUGGAGUGCUGGGAACCGGGAAACAGGUGGGCUUUAGAAGAGGCGAAGAGAAACCUGGUGGCCAACUACUUCCUGGUGGGAGUGACAGAGGAGCUGGAAGAUUUUGUCAUGUUACUGGAGGCAGCGCUGCCCAAAUUCUUCAGGGGGGCAACAAGUCUCUUCCAACAAGGUAACUGCCAGGAGCUGCCUGGACGACCGCCCUGCCCGCCCGGUACCGGCGGCAAGUCCCAUCUGAGAAAAACGUCCAACAAACAGGAGCCUUCGAAAGAGACUGUCAGAAAAAUCCAGAGGUCCCAGAUUUGGCAGAUGGAAAACGAGUUCUACCAGUUUGCGCUGAACCAGUUUCAUCACGUCGUUCGGAGAUCGUUACGACGGGUCAACGGCGAGCUAACGCCGCUAGGAGCACAGUUUUUCUACGAGAAGAUUCGACCACGGUAGUACAGGCUAAACCGCAUUACAGGUUAAAGAAAAGGAGAUUAAUUUUGUAGCCAUCUUGUAGCAAAAUAAGACUCGUCUUGUAUUGUUCUACAUCAAGUGCCCAUCCUAGGAGUAUGAAAAGUUAUUAUUUUUUUGUUUAAAGUUUUACUUUGCUUUGUUUCGAGUGAUUAAGGAAAACUUUAAUCAUGAAUGUAGUCAGUCCUAGCCUGAUGACUUCGCUAACUUUAGAGUUAGGCAUCUGUUUGUAAAUGUUUAAUGGUGAUGAUCACAACUCUGCAAUUUCACUGCAAAAAAAUCAUUCAACUAAAGAUGAAUCCUGAUACAACAAGACCGCAAUAUUGUCGUUUACAUCUUUCGUAUUUGAAGGAGGGGGGCAAGAUAUCAACCAUUCACACUAACUGUACCGUACUAAGUGAAUAUGUUGCAUUCAUGUAUAAGUGUAGUUUUGUACUAAGAGUCACAGUUUUUUUAGCUUUAGAAAAGUAACAUAUUAAAAAAAGUGACAAGGUAUACAUAUUUUUGUGUGAAAUAUUGCAAUUCAUAUGUGAAACCUUUGACAGGGAGUUUUAACUAUUUUUUGCAUGUUACUUCUCGAUGAAGGCAUGUUUUUUGACAU